GAGCGCUCCAGGUGCUUGGUUUGCGGCGGCGCCUUCUCCGCGGAGCGGACGCUGCCCACGGCUGCUGUCGUGCCGCAUACGUCAUUUCGGCAGCCCUGCGACGCGUCGACCAAAAUCUUGAGCCCACAGCCCUUUGCACACUCACACUGUGCCGUCGACGAGAGAGCCUCAGGGCAGCGUGCCGCCGCCGACGAUGCCCAAAAAGAAGGACGACGACCUGGACCUGCGCUUCGACCCGCGGGCCGAGCUCGGCCUCGACCCGAAGUGCACGUUCGACGUCCAUAUUGCGGAGGACGGCGUCGGUCCCAAAUCUGAUGACGGCCCGGCGCCCGACGACCCCGACGUCAUUGACCUGGGCCAGCCGCCGGACUAUGCUUACUAUUCUAGAGAAGAUCCGACCGCUUAUGAAGUAAAACCCCUCGGCCCGAAGAAGGAGCUCCGGAAGAACAAAGAAGGUUUAAUCAUGCCAGAUCCCGACCCGCGCUUCCCCGAAGAAGGCCCGGAGUGCGAGACGAAGGUCGUGGGAGGCCACACGAUUUACAAGGUCGGCGCGAAGCAGUGGUACUCGCCCGGCAAGCCUUAUGAUGGCCCGAGCUGCGCGCGGCGGUUGCGGGAUUUACUAGACCACUACGAUCGCUUAAUGUGCGUCUCCACGCCUCGAACGCAAUCGCGGGAGGACGCUGCUGCCGAGAAGGCGGACACGAAGCCUGGCGGGAAGAACUACGACCCCCUCUACGACUGGUCCCUGUACGGCCGCGAGGACCACCCGCGCUGGCUCCAGUUUUGCAGGGAGGAGAAGAUGCGCGACGAGGCGAAGGCCAAAGGGCUCAUACCACCGGGCACCACAGAUUUCGACGGCGUCGACCGCUACGGCGAGAACGACCCCUUCAUUUUUAAUGGAUACCGCCAGGAGGAGUACGACGCCUUCUACGCGCGCUACCCGUUUCUGUAUCAAAAGGGCGACUGGACGCACUUUGAAGCGGAGGACAUGGUUGAAGUUAGGCAUAGUCCUGGCUACAAGCCGGACUUCGAAGGGAAGUUGGACGAGCCUUCUAACCCUAAACCGAAGAAGAAGCGGGGCUGGUUCGCGCGCGCGCCGGCGCCGGCGCCGUCUCCCGUGCCCGAGUCGCCCGUGCGGCGCCUCGACGAUUUGAAUCUGGACGACGACAUUGACUAAGUCUGUCCUUCUGUA
Messenger RNA from Pelagomonas calceolata, 1192 nucleotides. The record is from the annotation of a GenBank genome assembly. NCBI's taxonomy places the organism in Eukaryota, Pelagophyceae, Pelagomonadales, Pelagomonadaceae.